UCUGUUGUGUGUUUUGUGUUCUCACAGGUACACUUUUCCUGUGGAUGUUCUGGCCCAGUUUCAACUCGGCCAUCGCAGACCAUGGUGACGGACAACACAGAGCAGCCAUCAACACCUAUCUUGCCUUGGCUUCCUCUGUGCUCACCACUGUGGCCAUUUCCAGUAUGUCUCAGAAAACAGGCAAACUAGACAUGGUCCACAUUCAGAAUGCCACGCUGGCUGGUGGUGUAGCCAUGGGAACAGCAGCUGAGUUCAUGAUCACACCCUAUGGCUCACUGAUUGUGGGCUUCUGCUGUGGCGUCAUCUCCACUUUUGGCUUCCUCGUUGUCACGCCCUUCUUGGAGAAGUACCUGAAGCUCCAGGAUACUUGUGGCAUCCAUAACCUUCAUGCAGUACCUGGGAUGCUCGGUGGUUUCACAGGUGCCAUCGUUGCUGCAGCUGCAACUGAAGGUGUAUACGGUACAGAAGGGUUGGUACGGGUAUUUGACUUUGAAGGACCCUUUGCAGACAGAAGUGUAAACACGCAGGGAGGCUUCCAGGCUGCUGGCACGUGUGUGGCGAUUGCAUUUGGGCUUGUUGGGGGAGCUAUUGUUGGUUUAAUCCUGAAGAUUCCUAUUUGGGGUGACCCUGCUGAUGACAACUGCUUUGAUGAUGAAGUUUACUGGGAGGUUCCGGAGGAAGAGGAGACCAUCCCUCCUGUUUUGGAGUAUAACCACAUGAUUCACAAGCACCAAGACAUGAUGGAGUCAAACUUCUCUGUGGAGCAAAGCUAGGCGCGGAAGAUUACACAUCAUCCUGAACUUAACACGUUGUGAAGUAACACCCCUAUCACACCUUGAACGAUAUAGCCAGCUAUGCUGACCGUAUUAAAACACUGGCAUACGCUGGCUUAUGUCUAAUACGUUAUGGGUAAGUUUUGUAUAAGUUAGGAGCAUGCUGAUAUACGUCUUAAUAUGCGAGUAUCUCAAAACAUUUUCAGCAAAGCACUAUAUUUGUGACGUAUGCCAGCAUUGACUAAUAUGUCCCCAUACGCAGAGCAUAAGUUGUAGGUAAGUUAUGUGAUUGUUGACACACAUGUUUUGUAAGUUACUCCCUAAGUCUAAAUACAUCCAUUGAUGCGUCCAUUGACUGGCUCAAAGCUGCAGUCCCUCAUGCAAACAGUUCAGACUGUUUCAAAUAUUUAAACCAUUCACACACUGAGAAAAAUAUAAAGUCUUAAUCUGACCUGUUUGAUUCAGUCAGAUUCAUUAUCACAGCCUGACAAAAACCUAUCCAUAUAAUGCGUCCCUAAUUUUAGAAAACUACAUCUGAAAAUACUUUAGUUCCUUGUCUGGCUGAAGAAACAUAGUAUUUUAAAGCAAGCCCUCUAUCGUUUUUCUGCUUCCAGUGCGUUUCUCAGCCUGAAUCAGAGAGCACUGGUGCUUUGUCCCAAAACAAAACAAUUAACUUAUUUAAAUUAAUUGUUCCAA
Messenger RNA from Thalassophryne amazonica, 1469 nucleotides. Its product is annotated as ammonium transporter Rh type C 2-like. Gene Ontology annotation, biological process: ammonium transmembrane transport; ammonium homeostasis. Gene Ontology annotation, molecular function: ammonium channel activity. Gene Ontology annotation, cellular component: plasma membrane. The record is from RefSeq and is a predicted model, not a curated record. The transcript is spliced from 7 exons. NCBI's taxonomy places the organism in Eukaryota, Metazoa, Chordata, Actinopteri, Batrachoidiformes, Batrachoididae. The coding region runs from base 45 to 773 and encodes 242 amino acids.